Messenger RNA from Prunus mume (Japanese apricot), 991 nucleotides. It is a transcript of the gene HTA6, whose product is annotated as histone H2A 6. Gene Ontology annotation, cellular component: nucleosome. NCBI's taxonomy places the organism in Eukaryota, Viridiplantae, Streptophyta, Magnoliopsida, Rosales, Rosaceae. Gene Ontology annotation, molecular function: structural constituent of chromatin; protein heterodimerization activity; DNA binding. The record is from RefSeq and is a predicted model, not a curated record.
UCCCAUUGGUCAAUUAUUCACUACACGGAUCGCAGUCAAAUCUGUCUCAACCGUCGAUAAGACGGCCAUCGUACGGCCACCGUGCACUCACAAGCUCCCCAAGCCUUCCCUGAACAAUAUGAUCCACAAUACAUCUCACCCUAUAAAACCAAUUCUCUAACAGGUUCCUAAAUCCACUGUCCGAAAAUUUUCAAUUCUCUCUUUGCCAUUUCUGAUUGGGUUUUUGAGCCAAAAGGGUGUCAGUGGUUUUAGUGGGUCUAGGGUUCGGGAAUUUUCAGAGCUGAGAGAUGGAGACUGGUGGUAAGGUGAAGAAAGGUGCCGGUGGAAGGAAAGGUGGGGGUCCAAAGAAGAAGCCGGUGACCCGGUCCGUCAAGGCCGGUCUGCAGUUUCCGGUCGGUCGUAUUGGACGGUACUUGAAGAAGGGAAGGUAUGCUCAGAGAGUUGGGUCUGGAGCUCCAGUUUACUUGGCCGCGGUUCUUGAGUACCUCGCAGCUGAAGUGCUUGAAUUAGCUGGAAAUGCGGCUCGGGACAACAAGAAGAACAGAAUUAUCCCAAGGCAUCUGUUAUUGGCUGUGAGGAACGAUGAAGAGCUUGGAAAAUUGCUCGCCGGUGUGACCAUUGCUCAUGGUGGUGUGCUUCCAAACAUCAACCCAGUCCUCUUGCCCAAGAAAUCAGAGAAGGCCGCCGCCAAAGAGCCUAAAUCUCCAUCCAAGGCCACCAAGUCUCCCAAGAAGGCUUAAGCUUCCCCCAAUGAAUCCCCCACCACAUGUUUAGUUUUAAGAACCCCCACAUGUUUAGUUUUAGGUUGGGCUCCUCUCCAUUUGUAUGUAAUCUGUGUUCAGAUCUUUGUUUUUGUUGGUUGGUAGUCUAAAAUGCUUAAUGAAUUUGAAAGCAUUUGUAACCUCUCAAAUCUAUGUGAUCAUGACCAAGUUUUAGGAACUUUCUUUUUCUUGGAAUUCAUUAAUGAAACCUCUUGUUUCUGUUAUUGUCU